Messenger RNA from Tyto alba (common barn owl), 6638 nucleotides. RefSeq names its product adenosine deaminase tRNA specific 1 (gene ADAT1). NCBI's taxonomy places the organism in Eukaryota, Metazoa, Chordata, Aves, Strigiformes, Tytonidae. The record is from RefSeq and is a predicted model, not a curated record. Bases 339 to 1895 code for a protein of 518 amino acids. Gene Ontology annotation, biological process: RNA processing. Gene Ontology annotation, molecular function: RNA binding; adenosine deaminase activity. The transcript is spliced from 11 exons.
GUUGGGGGGGGCGGCGCGGGGCGGCCGCGGGGCUCCCGGCGCGGCGCCGUUAGCGCGGAGGGUGGGGGCCUGCGCGAAGGGUCCGUGCGGGCGCUGCCCACGCCGGCCCACUCGGGCCGUUGGCCGCCCCGGCUGCGGAGCGCUGCGCUCCGCGGUCGCUGGAGCAGGGUGGAAGCCCGGAGACCUCGGAAUGGCCGCGGCGGUGCCUCAGAUGUGAUAUAGGGACCGGACGGGGACGGUGGUGUGUGUUGCACAUUGCUGAUCGCUGCGUAGUGAGAGCCUUGGGAAUCCAGCAGUCUCAACUGCUGCUGGACUAACCUGUGCUUGCAUCAGGAGCCAUGUGGUCAGCUGAUGAAAUUGCUGAACUGUGUUACCUGCAUUAUAGAACCAGACUCCCUAAGCAGGGGAAACCAGAUCCAAACAGGGAAUGGACUGCACUGGCAGCUGUUGUCAAAGUGGAGUCUGCAACCCAAAGAGAGGUUCUUGCUAGUCCAGGGAAUCUGCAGGUAACAAAAGAAGUUGUGGCUAUGGGAACUGGAACAAAAUGCAUUGGCCAAAACAAAAUGAGAAAAACUGGAGACAUUCUGAAUGACAGUCAUGCUGAAAUUGUGGCCAAGAGGAGCUUCCAAAGGUAUCUUCUCCAUCAGAUGUGGCUGGCAGCUUCCCAUCAGCAAUGCAGUAUUUUUAUUCCAGGAACUGAAACUGGGAAAUGGAAGCUCAAACCAAAUAUCAUAUUCGUUUUCUUCUCCAGUCAUACCCCAUGUGGAGAUGCUUCUAUUAUUCCAAUUGGUGAACCAGAGAACCAGCUUUCUAAGCCAGUGACUGGAGAUGAUGCAACUGGACAAUCAUCAGAGUGUAGAAGUAACCGUGAUCAUUUGAGUCCAGAAGAUAAAAGGAAAUUGGAGGCAACAGCAAAUAAUCAUAUAACCAAGAGAGUGAAAACUGACAAUGACGGUUAUUUUUCUGUAAUCGCUGAAGACCUGACUGUUCAGAAAGCAUCUGUGAGACGAGAAAGUGACACAAACCCAAAGAGCUGUGAAUGUUCUGCAGUGAUGCAAACAGCUAAUAAGGAGACUGGCUUAAGGGAACCGAAGGUAGUAGAUGUUUAUAGAACUGGAGCAAAAUGUGUACCUGGAGAGCUGGGUGAUGCCCAAAUACCUGGGCUAGGGUAUCACUGUGUGGGAUUAUUACGAGUGAAGCCAGGUCGUGGGGACAGAACGUGCUCUAUGUCCUGUAGUGAUAAACUGGCUCGCUGGAAUGUGUUAGGGUGUCAAGGAGCUCUUCUGAUGCAUUUUCUGCAGUAUCCAGUGUAUCUGUCAGCAAUUGUAGUGGGGAAGUGUCCAUAUAGCCAAGAAGCUAUGCGGAGAGCAAUUAUUGGAAGGAAAUUGAAUCGGUGGAGAGAAAGAGCAAGACAAACUGAGGAGAUGAACCACCCCUUUAAGAGGCAGUUACUACAUCAGUUCAUCUGCAAGGAGGUUAAGCUGCUGCAAUCAGAUCUUCGAUUUGAACACAGCCGCCAGGCAAUUCAGGAAGUUCAAACUAACAACAGAACAAAACUUGUUCCUUGUAGUGCAGCUAUCAGUUGGAGUGCAGUCCCUGAGCAACCUCUGGAUGUCACCUCAGAUGGCUUCCGUCAGGGAACAACAAAGAAAGGAAUUGGGAGCCGUCAGAGCAGAUCCAAGAUUUGCAAAGUGGAACUUUUCCACACAUUCCAAAAGCUAGUGACAAGUAUUUCACAAGAGGAUCUACCAGACACUCUCCGGAUGAAGACUCUAGAAACCUACUGGGACUACAAGGAAGCUGCAUUAAAUUAUCAAGAAGCCUGGAAAGUGCUGCGUACCCAAGCCCUGCCAGGUUGGGUCAAGAAUGCCAAGGAAUACCUGCACUUCACAUGAGAAUACAUGUGGCUGCAUAAAUCCAGCAAUAAGCCCUGGUGCACAGCAGAUACCUUUGCAGUUCAGGGACCAGGAAAAGUUGACCUCUAGUUGAUACGCUGUAAGGAGACAGGAGUGGAAAGGAAAGCAAUUUAGAAGAGUCUUUAUUUUGGAUGAGUUGAAGCCCCCUUUUCAGUGGAAUACAGAAAAGGAUCAUUGCUGACUUAAAGUUCUGAGCUGCAUGAAACAAAAGAAAGGAAGCAGUGAUGUGCUAUCUUCUGUUAUCUGAGGAUAUGAUCUAUCAGCAAAAAUAGUCCAUUGCAGUAGAAGUAACGUCAACUGAAAUGGAAGCAGUGCUAUGGAAGCAAGGCUGUCACUGUAAAAUUUUACCGCGGCUUUUUUUCUUCCGCUCUUCAUAAUGUUAUGGUUGUUUUUGUGUUGCUGGGACAACCCUGAUGUAUAGUAAGUAAUAUUUCUGUAACUCUUGGCUCUGCUUGUCUGGUGCCUGGAAGAAUUUUCCGUGCCCCAUUGCUUCUAACUGGAAAUACUAGUUCUGUUAAAGCAUCUUUUUUCUGGGAGUCCUUCACAUCAGCUACUAUUUACUAAAUAUAGCCAAAGCAGAAACAAAAGAGUGCUGGGGAGAAGGCUGUGUCAAAUAAUAUCCCUUACGAUAUUCUGUGCAUCGUUCUUAAUGUCAGGACUUUGCCAGAUACCUCUUCAACUGCUUUGCUUCUGUGGGCAGGGAAGAAACCUCCCAAAUUACCUAGUUCAAUCCUGUCAAUCCUGUGUAAUUCCAGGGAAACAUUUACCUUCUUUGCAGCGUUUCAAGCACCGUCCAUCUCCCUGCUGCCCCAUGAUAUAUGGUUAUUUAAAAGCAGCAAUGCCUUAGCCGUUUAUGUCACUGUUUCCUGGCAAGUGUUCAUUAGUAGCCUGGCAAAGGUGGAGAUGCUUUGGCAGGGACUGAAAGUGGUCUCUGGCAGUCUUUGCCUUUAUGCUCUAUUACCAAAUAACAUCUGCACGGGAAAACAGUCAACAUUGCAAGCUGCGGGGAAGCAGAGGGUAAUCCUCCUUAAACUUUCUGUCCCAAGUUACUGCCUUCUGUGAGCAAGUUCAGGACUAUAACUGCUACUGAGAACACUCUGCUUUUGUACUUUUUCCAUUGUAAACUACAAUUCAUAAAAUAUUUGGACAAGGCAAUGGCAGCGUGAAAGAAGUGGAUAAUUUAGAACGUAAGAAUACUUGAGUGAUUUAAGUUUUCUGUUCUUUGGUAUCUUACUAUAGUUUUGGAUUUGAAAAAUGGGCGCAGCAGUUCUCCAAACAGCCUUUACAGUCAACCUACUGAGCUACACAUGGGACUGAACAGUACCUACCACAUUACAGUCUGGGAAUCGAUUACAGCAAAUCCUUUUACUUCACACUUGGGUUGACUUGUCAAAUAAGAAUAGUUCUCUCUUAUUGUUGAAGAAAUAACAAAGAACUUGAGUUCUGUGUGUGUAUAAGCCUGUCUUCUCAAAUCCAGCAAUAACAUGCAGAAAGACCAGUUGUAUUGGUCAGGGGAGAGUCGUCGUAUGUGUUUCUAAAGGGCAGGAGAUUAUGGAGAAUGGUGACUUGCAUUAGUCAUCAGAGGAUGAGGAAUGGCCAGAUGCCGCUGUAGGUGGGCUAUAGGGUGAACUGCUGAAGAGAAAUGGUAGCAGUUACUGUAAUUGAGCAAAUAGCAUUCCAGGGGCAAAGUCCCGUAGUGUACCUAAAGAGAUAACCAGUAAAUUUCCUGGCUCCUGAAAUUUACCUUUGUCUUUCCCUGAAAUCUUGCAGAAACUAUACCUUAACAUACCUAGUUUCCCUUUGUUAAUAACAAGGUCUGUAGUGAACCUGCUGACCAGGCUGGAAUGUUCCCAUUUCCUAUCUAGCUGCAAUAUUAAAAUGGGUUACAUAAGGCUAGUUGUUCUGUAGUCUUGGCAUCGGACUAGUUUUCAGAUGUGCAGUUAUAGGAUGUAAAUUCUUUUAACUCUUUCCUAAAAUUUGAGCUUGCUAUUAGGAGAGAUUGUUCCUAGUAGGAUUGUCCUGUGCAUUUGUAAAAUACUUGUGAACUGUAGACUGCUGAUUUCUUCUACUUGUCAGGUUUAAAAGUAGUUUUAGAGGUGCUGCACGCUGAUUCUAACCUCACUGUUUGGAUGGAGUUGAGGACAUAUUUAAGCCAAAUGAGUCAGUGAAUACGUGAAGAGAGGGAAGGAGCUAAAACAAAGCAGAAUUUAAAAGGUUGAGGGGCUAAGCCUGCAGGAUCUUAUACUAAACUGGAAGGCAUUUCUGGGAUUGAAAAUAAGUAUUUAAACGCUGCUUCUGUUUAAUUCCAAAACGUCAGGAAAUGCUGUAAGCAGUAUCGAGAAAUCGCUCUAAAAUCACAAGGGAAAAAUGCAGAGAGAAGAGAGGACACAAUCUCCGCCUUUGGAAGAGGUAGCAAAUUCAACUUUUGUCAUUGUCAGCAGAUCUUCGGAAGAAAUGCUCCUCGAAGGUAGCCGUUGAUGUGCUCCAAGCUCUUAUCACUCCUUUGCACUGGAAUAGCUGACACACUGAAAAACAGAGAGGCAAGGUGUAGGGAGGACAGUAGAAUGCAAAGACUCUGCCACAGGGGAGCUGAGUUGAGGCGGGUGGGGUGAAGUAAGGGGGAUGAAGUGCCCACAAUUCAUGGUUAAUGAGGACAACCAAACGAUUGGUAAUGGGAGCAGCAGAGCAUAUCAGGGCACCGAGAUUCCGGAGGCAUGUGUAAAAUGCUCUGCAGAGCGUAUUUGUAUUGCCUAGAUAAGUCCUUGACUUUCCCAAACUAGUAAUGGGGACCAAUGGUCCCUCUUUGCCAGAGCAAAGAAACUGUAAUCCUUGUUUUGAGUGGGAUGUCUUUACCAGCUUCACUAUUGGAGAAAUCAUUCUGUUUUCAGUCACAGUAAGAAGGCCGGGCAGACUGCCUGCAUAUCUUUAAGGAACUCAAAAGCAGAGCAAGUGGUUUUAUCCAACUGUAGAAGUAAACAAUCUGAGCUGGAGCCUGCAGUUCAUGAGACAGCAUGGCAGAGUCCACUACCUUUACAGAAAGCAAGGUUUUCAUCUUUGUGAUGUGAUUCCGCUGCUCACCUUACACCAGCUGGAGCACUCACUGAUCUCAAGUACAUCUAGGGUAAAUUGAAGAUCAUUCAAAUUACUUUGUAGAAGAACAAACCAUGAGCCCAAAACAAGGUGUAGCUUUUCACUAGGAGUUAAAUCAGCUUUGCAGUAAGCACUAGAGGAGAGGAAUUGCUAGGGCUGCACCUAGAGGGCAGGAUGAGGCGUAGCCAGGCUUACUUUUGCUUGUUACAAACUAUGAGCUUGUUAUGAAAACACACCUGGAGAAAAUGCAUGAGGCAUGAGUACAGAAAUGAAGCAUGAGUUACUGCUGGGAAGCUACUGUUAGUAAGGAGGAAAUAAAGGUGGUGUAGUAAAAUUGGGAGCCAAAUGUAGUUGAGGGGCCUAGCAGAUCUUUCUCUCAAAGCAUAACCAUCCCAAGAAUCUGAUAAUGUCAUUGUAAUAGAGUUGCAGCAGUGGUUUACAGAUGUAAGAAAGAUGGUUCUUGAGGAAAGACAGUCUAAAUUCAUCUAGUGCUGGUUUAGUUAUAUCAGAAGUGGAAUUUCAAGUUAGCUUAAAGAUAGGUGAUGUAGAAGUGUUGCUGUAGAAACAGUGAGGUAUUUCUUUGUUUUCUCUUCAGUGUAUAAAUUGAAAUGCCUUUCCAGUCCUGAAGGGUUAACAGAAAGUGAAGAUCAUAUGGAACCCAAACGAUUUUAAUAAUUUUAAAAAAAGUGACUGUACUUUCUAAAAGGAUGCAUUUCUUCAAUGCAUUUAUAAAGGAAAUAUCUUGAUGUUUUAUUGACAUUUUAAGUGCAUCUGCAGAUGAAAAGUAAAGUUACUGCUGUAGAACAUUUAUCCUUGCAUUCUCUGUAACUACUUGUAUACCCGGUCUCCUAAAUCUAAGUAAUAAUUACAGAGACAUUCAAGAGAGUAGAUAUGUGGUGUUUUUAGAGGCUUAUGAAGGGUAUUGCAAAAGUCACCUUGAUGAUAGCAUUGGGAAUAAAACUACAUCUUCCCUUGUUUUGUUUGAAUAUAUCUCUGUGCUAGCAUGUAAUUAGCUUUAUCUAGCACUUGUAAGUUACACUUCUUACUCUGUCCUUAACAGCUAGCAAAAAAUACUACUUGAUAAACAUAGACAAACUGAAGUUUCAGCUUAAAGGAAACAGAAUAUUUUCCAGUAAUAAAAGAUAAUAAAAAAAAACCCCACAGAUGAAACCACUUUUCUUCAUUCUGAAACAAAAAUUCUGUUAAGAGUAAACAUUAAUACUAAAUGUGUGGAAAGAGAGCAUGUGGGAGAAAUUAGCGAUGAAUGUUUACUAAGGCAGUGCUGUACCUUGCAGUGCUAUUGUGAAUAAUGAAGGGCUUACUGCACAUUUUAAGAGACAGUAAGCACAUGCAGCACUGUUACUGUGACAAGCCUCAAUAAUAGAGUAGCGUCAACAUUUCAUAGGCUCCUACCUUCUCAUUUUGGAGUCCUCCUGUCAGUCCCUGUGCAUAACUGUAGAGCCAAACAUAAUUCUAGGCACAAGGUGGCUUCAUGGGACUUUGAGUUAGUAUGAAUUUGAUUUAAGCUUGGAAAGUGAUAAAUUUCCACUGUAAGCGGAACCGUUUUAGAAACUAAACUCUCCCACACCAUGUAGCGUGAAAACAAAAUAAAACUUUUAUUAGGAAUCUAAA